CCAUGGCGUCGCGGGCGGCGCACCGUAGCAGUAGCCUCUGCGCGCUGUGCUAUAUUGCGCCGCUGCUCACGUUAGCGACCGCGGCGAACUUUACCGACCUCUUCGAGCCGUACUGGGCCGCGGAUCACGUCGCGGUGCUCGACGGGGACGGCCCAGUUGUCGAGCUCAAGCUCGACAACACUUCGGGGUGCGGUUUUGGGUCCAAAAAUAAGUACCUGUUUGGCCAAGCUAGUAUGCAGAUCAAGCUCAUCGAAGGCGACUCCGCCGGAACUGUCACGGCAUUUUAUAUGUCGUCAGACGGACCGAACCACGACGAGGUUGACUUUGAGUUCCUGGGCAACGUCUCCGGCGAGCCCUACCUCGUCCAGACCAACGUCUACGCCGACGGCACCGGAAACCGCGAGCAGCGCCACUCCCUGUGGUUCGACCCCACGGCCGACUUCCACACUUAUUCCAUCCUAUGGAACCGUUACCAUGUCAGGUUCCUGGUGGAUGGGAUCCCCAUCAGGAUGUUCCCAAACAAGGAGCUGCAGGGGAUCCCGUUCCCCAAAUCCCAGCCAAUGGGCGUGUAUGCGUCGGUGUGGAACGCCAACGACUGGGCCACGCAGGGCGGGCGGGUCAAGACCAACUGGUCCCACGGCCCCUUCGUCUCCGCCUUCCGCGCCCUCGACAUCGACGCCGGCUCGCCGGAGCCGGGGCCGGGGGAGGAGGCCGCGCACUGGUGGGACGCGCCCGAGAUGAGCGGGCUCAGCCCCCACCAGCGGCGCCAGCUCAAGUGGGUCCGAGCCAAGCACCUGGUGUACGACUACUGCAGGGACUCGGCCCGGUUCGUGCAACUCCCCGGAGAGUGCCUGGGGUGACUGAUUUUCGUUCGAGUGCAUGUGAAUGAUCAGAUUUGUUGUGUUCUCAUCAUCUGAUGAGAAUGAUUAUUAAACAUUAAUAAAAGUGAUGUACCAAAUCAGUUUAAACA
Messenger RNA from Ananas comosus (pineapple), 970 nucleotides. RefSeq names its product xyloglucan endotransglucosylase/hydrolase protein 9-like. The record is from RefSeq and is a predicted model, not a curated record. The transcript is spliced from 4 exons. Gene Ontology annotation, biological process: cell wall biogenesis; xyloglucan metabolic process. Gene Ontology annotation, cellular component: apoplast; cell wall. NCBI's taxonomy places the organism in Eukaryota, Viridiplantae, Streptophyta, Magnoliopsida, Poales, Bromeliaceae. The coding region runs from base 3 to 860 and encodes 285 amino acids. Gene Ontology annotation, molecular function: hydrolase activity, hydrolyzing O-glycosyl compounds; xyloglucan:xyloglucosyl transferase activity.